AGCAGCAUCUCAACACCCCAGGAGGCCAGAGCAGGCCGGGGCUGUAGCUGUACGUGCGUGGCCCAGCCCCGCAAACCCGCUGGGGCCGGAUUUAACCCUUUCCUCGCUGUGUCCUGCCGGGAGCGGGGGCUGCUGCCCAGGUGGAGACACAGCAGUCUCGGUGCUGAUUGUCCAUAAAAUGGCAGAAGAGAGCGCCGAAGCGACAAGCGAUACCAGUAGAGGGGUGAAUGUCUCAAUGCUGAUGGGUCACAGACCAGUGGAAGAAAGGACAAGAGAUGUGGAUUUCAGCCUAAAAUUCAUUAAAGAUAAAUGGAUCCCAAUUACCGUUACUGUCGUCAUCACAGCGUUGAUCAUCACCGUGAUUGCACUGGCGGCCAGGAAGACUCCCUCCUGCCCACGCUGCCCGCCCCACGUCACUGCUACGUGCCCGGGCGGCUGGGUGGGAUACCAAGGGAACUGCUACUACUUCUCAGAGACUGAAGGGAACUGGAGCGCCAGCCAGAGCAACUGCUCUUCCCUCAAUGCCUCCCUGGCUUCCAUUGAUUCCCUGCCGGAGCUGGAUUUCAUGCUGCGCUAUAAAGGGAUCCCUUACCACUGGAUUGGCCUCCAUAGGGAACAAGGCGAGGGCCAGCCCUGGAAGUGGACCAACGGUACCAUAUUCAACAACCUGUUUCAGGUCAGAGGGGACGGGUACUGCUCCUACCUGGAUAAUCGUGGGGUUAGCAGCUCCAGGUGCUACUUGGAGAGACAUUUUAUCUGCAACCGGCCGGACGAGUGCUCUAGAAGGAAGCCAAGCGCCGGAGGGGACACAAUCACUUAA
This is a messenger RNA of Emys orbicularis (European pond turtle), 820 nucleotides long. RefSeq names its product C-type lectin domain family 2 member E-like. Bases 179 to 820 code for a protein of 213 amino acids. Lineage: Eukaryota; Metazoa; Chordata; Testudines; Emydidae. The record is from RefSeq and is a predicted model, not a curated record. The transcript is spliced from 7 exons.